Molecule: messenger RNA, 1514 nt
Organism: Chenopodium quinoa (quinoa)
Lineage: Eukaryota; Viridiplantae; Streptophyta; Magnoliopsida; Caryophyllales; Amaranthaceae
Product: nuclear speckle RNA-binding protein A-like
Exons: 6
Coding region: 115-930 (271 amino acids)
Molecular function (GO): mRNA binding
Source: RefSeq, a predicted model, not a curated record
AAUCUAGAGGAAAAAGAAAAAUAACACAAACAAAGCAAAAUUAGCACUAAGCGGUUGAAGCCAACAUCUGCCUCAGCAAACUCUUCUCUUCUUUGUUGUUAGUUUUGGUAAAAAAUGUCGGACCAAUACUGGAGGUACAACGAUUCAAGGCAACCGCCCGCCGUUUCAUCACUCCCCGCUAAGCGCCCUCGCUCCGAUUAUGAUGUUCCAUCUGGACGGGAUGUAGCUGGUUAUUACUCUCGUGAUGAUGACAGGCAAGCUCAACGUGCAAUUAGAGAUACCGAGUCCAUAAACCAAUCUUAUGAUCGUUACCUACGUAGCACGCAACUUUACCCUGGGGCAGAUUCAGGAAGAUUAUCUGGCUCUGGAAUAUCUAGUCAUGCUGUUGAUGAUCCUCGACUUGGAAACGAUCCUCGACUUGGAAAUGAUCCUCGACAUGGAAACAAUCCUCGCAUGUCUGGUGACCCACGUAUGUUAAGCGAUCCACGUAUGGUAACUGAUCCACGAAUCAGUAGCGACCCUCGAAUGACAGGUAUUGGAAUUAUGGACCCUGGGAUGUCCGUCAAAGGGCGGGGCUCCAACCUUGGAUCUGGAAGGUUGGAGGUUUCCCUUCCACCUGAUGCUAGUAGUACUCUCUAUGUAGAGGGCUUGCCUGCAAACUGUACGCGCAGGGAAGUGGCUCACAUCUUUCGUCCCUUUGUGGGCUACAAGGAGGUCAGGCUUGUGACCAAGGAAGCAAGACAUUCUGGGGGAGAUCCAAUUGUGCUGUGUUUUGUUGACUUUUUGAGUCCCGCACAUGCUGCAACAGCGUUGGAUGCCUUACAAGGUUAUAAGUUCGAUGAGAAUGACCGUGACACUUCUAUUUUAAGGCUGCAAUUCGCUCGUUAUCCAGGUGCAAGGUCAGGUGGUGGCCAUCGCGGCAAGCGUUGAACGGUAUGAUUUUGCAGGUGACAAAUGUCUUCCAUUUGAUCAGGCUUAGGCACUAUUCGCUCUGUAGGCUAUAGCUGAAACUCAAACAAUUUUUUGCUGUAAAUUACCAAAGGGAGUUUGUAUGUAGGAAUCCGCUCAAAAUGGGAGGUUGGCGUCUGCAAUAUUGAGGUUGAUAUGAUCACCUUACAAUUGAGAUCCAUGCACCAAUUUCAUUCUACGGUUUUUGUUAUAGUACCAACUCGUGGGAUUUGGGGGAUUGUAGCUAGUUUGGAGUUUGUACCCUUUUAUUAGAAAGUUAUGAAAUGCCAGAGUGCCAGACUGUAUUCUCUUUUAGUUUUAGAUACUUUGAAACUUGCUACUUAUGUAUCUGACUGAAAUACAUCGUCGACAUUACCUGGUCUUGAAGUUGGUUUUCCUUGCUUAUAGCAAUUUCUGCACUGCUAGGGAUCAAUAUCUACACCUGCAAUGGUUUGAUGAGGAGUGACUCAAUGUUAUAACCUCUCUUCAUCUGUUCAGUUCUUGUGAUCACCCAAUGUAAAAGCCAGCCUACUGCGUUUCAAUUAUAUACCUUGUUUAUUUCUUUC